Molecule: messenger RNA, 4032 nt
Organism: Condylura cristata (star-nosed mole)
Lineage: Eukaryota; Metazoa; Chordata; Mammalia; Eulipotyphla; Talpidae
Gene: MN1
Product: meningioma (disrupted in balanced translocation) 1
Exons: 2
Coding region: 85-4032 (1315 amino acids)
Biological process (GO): regulation of DNA-templated transcription
Source: RefSeq, a predicted model, not a curated record
UCGGGGCCGGAACGAGUAGCUGGCCGAGGCGCGCCGCGGAGAGCCGGCUGUCAUGCCCUAUUGAUCCCCCGCCCCCCGCCAAGUAUGUUUGGGCUGGACCAAUUCGAGCCCCAGAUCAACAGCAGGAACGCUGGCCAGGGCGAAAGGAACUUUAACGAGGCCGGACUAAGCAUGAACGCCCACUUUAAGACCCCGGCUUUCCACGCAGGGGGACCUCCUGGCCCCGUGGACCCUGCCAUGAGCGCGCUGGGCGAGCCCCCGAUCUUGGGCAUGAACAUGGAGCCUUACGGCUUCCACACGCGUGGCCACUCGGAGUUGCACGCCGGGGGGCUGCAGGCGCAGCCGGUGCACGGUUUCUUUGGAGGCCAACAGCCGCACCACGGUCACCCGGGAGGCCACCACCCCCACCAGCAUCACCCCCACUUUGGGGGCAACUUCGGAGGCCCGGACCCAGGGGCCUCCUGCCUGCACGGGGGUCGCCUGCUCGGCUACGGCGGCGCAGCCGGUGGCCUAGGCAGUCAACCGCCCUUUGCGGAGGGUUAUGAUCACAUGGCUGAGAGCCAGGGGCCUGAGAGCUUCGGCCCUCAGCGACCCGGGAACCUUCCGGACUUCCAUAGUUCGGGCGCCUCGGGCCACGGAGUGCCUGCUCCUUGCUUGCCGCUGGACCAGAGUCCUAACCGAGCGGCCUCUUUCCACGGCCUGCCGGCCUCCAGCGGCUCCGAUUCGCACAGUUUGGAGCCCCGGAGGGUGGCGAAUCAAGGAGCCGUCGACUCUCUGGAAUACAAUUACCCGGGCGAGGCGCCCUCAGGACAUUUCGACUUGUUUUCACCCUCAGAAUCCGAGGGGCAGCUGCCUCAUUAUGCGGCGGGCCGCCAGGUUCCCGGGGGCUCUUUCCCGGGUGCUUCGGCCUUGCCCAGAGCUGCAGGCAUGGUGGGCUUGUCCAAAAUGCAUGCCCAGCAGCAGCAGCAGCAACAGCAGCAGCAGCAGCAGCAGCAACAGCAGCAGCAGCAGCAGCAGCAACAGCAACAACAGCAGCAGCACGGUGUUUUCUUCGAGAGGUUCGGUGGGGCCCGAAAGAUGCCUGUAGGUCUGGAUCCGGGAGUAGGCUCCAGACACCCAUUAAUGCAGCCUCCCCAGCAGGCCCCUCCGCCCCCUCAGCAACAGCCCCCGCCACCACCGCAGCAGCCGCCUCCGCAGCAGCCGCCCCCUGGGCUUUUGGUCAGACAAAAUUCGUGCCCGCCUGCCCUCCCACGGCCCCAGCAGGGCGAGGCAGGCACACCCAGCGGAGGUCUGCAGGACGGGGGCCCCAUGCUGCCCAGCCAACACGCGCAGUUCGAGUACCCCAUCCACCGGCUGGAGAACCGGAGCAUGCACCCUUACUCCGAGCCUGUGUUCAACAUGCAACACCCCCCUCCGCAGCAGGCACCCAACCAGCGGCUGCAGCAUUUCGAUGCCCCCCCCUACAUGAAUGUGGCCAAGAGGCCACGCUUUGACUUCCCGGGCAGCGCGGGAGUGGACCGCUGCGCUUCGUGGAACGGCAGCAUGCACAACGGCGCUCUGGACAACCACCUCUCGCCCUCGGCCUACUCGGGCCUUCCCGGCGAGUUCACGCCGCCUGUGCCGGAGAGCUUCCCCUCUGGGCCACCCCUGCAGCACCCGACCCCAGACCACCAAUCUCUGCAGCAGCAGCAGCAGCAGCAACAGCAGCAGCAGCAGCGCCAAAACGCGGCCCUCAUGAUUAAGCAGAUGGCGUCGCGGAAUCAACAGCAGCGACUGCGCCAGCCCAACCUGACCCAGCUAGGCCACCCGGGUGACGUAGGCCAGGGCAGCCUGGUGCACGGCGGCCCGGUGGGCGGCUUGGCCCAGCCGAACUUUGAGCGCGAAAGCGGCGGCCCGGGCGCCGGGCGCCUGGGCACCUUCGAGCAGCAAGCACCACACUUGGCGCAGGAGAGUGCGUGGUUUCCAGGUCCGCACGCGCCCCCGGGUGACCUGCUGCCCCGCAGGAUGGGUGGCGCAGGUCUGCCAACCGACUGUGGCCCGCACGACCCAGGCCUGGCGCCGCCCCCUCCUCCGGGUGGCUCCGGGGUGCUGUUCCGGGGCCCUCUGCAGGAGCCGCUGCGGAUGCCCGGAGAGGGCCACGUGCCCGCCUUGGCCUCCCCCGGUCUGCAGUUUGGGGGCAGCCUGGCCGGCCUGGGACAACUGCAGUCUCCGGGGGCUGGGGUGGGACUGCCCAGCGCUCCCUCUGAGCGCCGCCCUCCACCGCCGGAUUUUGCGGCGCCCUCGCUCGGGGGCCAGCCGGGCUUCCCAUUCGGUGCGGCGAACCGUCAGGCCACGCCGCACAGCGGCCCAGGCGUGAACUCGCCUCCGAGCGCGGGCGGGGGAGGUGGCAGCACGGGCGGCGGCGGCGGCGGCGGGGGUGCCUACCCGCCGCAGCCUGACUUCCAGCCCAGCCAGCGUACCUCGGCCAGUAAACUGGGCGCGCUCUCGCUGGGCUCCUUCAACAAGCCCAGCUCCAAGGACAACCUGUUUGGUCAAAGCUGUCUGGCUGCUCUCUCCACCGCCUGCCAGAACAUGAUCGCCAGCCUCGGGGCUCCCAACCUCAACGUGACCUUCAACAAGAAGAACCCGCCCGAGGGCAAGAGGAAACUGAGCCAGAACGAGACCGAAGGCGCGGCAGUGGCCGGCAACCCGGGCUCGGAUUAUUUCCCCGGAGGGGCUGCUUCUGGGGCCCCAGGGCCGGGGGGCCCUUCUGGGACUAGUGGCAGCGGUUCUAAAGCCUCUGGGCCGCCCAACCCGUCCGCCCAGGGGGACGGCACCAGCCUCUCCCCCAAUUACACCCUGGAAUCAACGUCGGGGAACGACGGCAAGCCAGUCCCCGGGGGCGGUGGCCGGGGCCGGGGUCGCAGAAAAAGGGACAGUGGUCACGUGAGCCCCGGGACCUUCUUUGACAAAUACUCUGCAGCUCCAGACAGCGGGGGUGCGCCUGGGGUGAGCCCAGGGCAACAGCCAGCGCAAGGCGCAGCCGUCGGGGCAAACUCCACCGGAGAGGCGCGCGGGGCACCGACGCCUCACGAGAAAGCGCUCACGUCGCCCUCGUGGGGGAAGGGGACCGAGUUGCUCCUGGGGGACCAGCCGGACCUCAUGGCGACCCUGGAUGGGGGACCCAAGUCGGAUGGUAGUUCCCCGCACGUGGGCGAGUUCGCCUCCGACGAGGUGAGCACGAGCUAUGCCAAUGAGGACGAGGUGUCAUCUAGCUCAGAUAACCCCCCAGCCCUGGCCAAAGCGAGUAGGAGCCCCCUGGUGACAGGAUCGCCCAAACUCGCUCCCCGUGGGAUGGGCGCAGGGGAGCACGGACCUAAGGCGCCCCCGCCCCCGCUAGGCCUGGGCAUCAUGUCUACCUCUACCUCCACCCCUGACAGUUAUGGCGGCGGCGGGGCCUCGGGCCAUCCGGGCACGCCCGGCCUGGAGCAAGUCCGGACCCCGACGAGCAGCAGCGGUGGCCCACCACCUGAUGAGAUCCACCCCCUGGAGAUCCUCCAGGCACAGAUCCAGUUACAAAGGCAGCAGUUCAGCAUCUCCGAGGACCAGCCCCUGGGGCUCAAGGGUGGCAAGAAGGGUGAGUGCCCUGUAGGGCCCUCAGGCGGGCAGAAUGGUGACAGCGAGCUGGGCAGCUGCUGCUCAGAGGCAGUUAAAAGCGCCAUGAGCACCAUUGACCUGGACUCGCUGAUGGCAGAGCACAGCGCCACCUGGUACAUGCCUGCUGACAAGGCCUUGGUGGAAGGUUCGGAUGAUGACAAGACGCUGGCGCCCUGGGAGAAGGCCAAACCCCAGAACCCCAACAGCAAAGAAGCUCAUGACCUCCCUGCGAACAAGGCCUCGGCCACCCAGCCUGGCAGCCACUUGCAGUGCCUGUCCGUUCACUGCACAGACGACGUGGGUGACGCCAAGGCCCGCGCCUCCGUGCCCACCUGGCGGUCCCUGCAUUCUGACAUUUCCAACAGAUUCGGGACGUUCGUGGCUGCCCUAACUUGA